AUGACUGCACAACAACAACACUCGGACGCGGAGGAUAAUUUGAGAGCAAGCCUACCGACCUUCCAUCGGAAGCUGAGUCCCAAUGAACUCUCGUACUUCCUUCCGGGCAGAGUUAACGGAACCAAUGAGAUGUUUCUCUUCUCUACGGUCCACAUACCCCCAGCACUUGUGACGCCGUUGAGGGUGCAGAUAGCUUGGGCCAUUGUUCGCCUUCGGCAUGUACUCAUGGCUAGUCGCGUCCAAAUGAGCGUUGGGCGCUAUGACGAUGCGCAAUUCGUCUAUACUCCACCGGCCAGUCCCCGCGAGGCUCUCCUGCAAGCCAGUUCUUCGGUCGGGAGGUACAACAACGUGUCCGAAACUAAAAUCACGGACGAGUUCCUCAAUGGACCUCCACGACUUUCCUUCGACGCGCUCUCUCGGUUGGACGUUUUUCAGCAGAAACAGAUAUCGGAAGACCUUACCGCCUUCACGUUUUUCUUCAUGGUGCACCAUAUGAUUAACGAUGCGCGCGGGGUUUACAAGACUCUGGAUGUCGUCCUUGAACUUGUGGCGGGGGUUGUUGGGCCUGGUAGCUCCCGGCCAAGGACAGACGAGGAGUUGCUUGACGAGCUCAACGCGGAAUGGGUCAAACGAUGGGAGCAUAGCAUGCUCGGCUUGGAUGUGUUCCCGAAAUCUACGGAGGACAGGGUUUUGCCCCGUCCUCGCACCAAGCUGCAGCGAGCUGCUGACAGAGUCGACUACGACAACUUGCAGCGCCGAUUCAUCGGCGGCCACUCGUUCAAGCGCGCCAAAAAUCCCACGCGCACGCGUCUCGUCCAGAUCGUCUUCGACGCCGAUCAGACCCAAAAAAUAAUCAAGAAAUGCAAGUCCCAAGGCGUCACUACGGGGAACAUCAUGUUCGGCCUGAUAAACGUUGCCUGGCUGCGUUUCGCUGCCCGUCAUCCCCGCUUUGUUGACGCUCAUCCCCAACUCCCGAUGCUCCUCUACACGGCCAUCAGCCUGCGGGAAUAUCUCCAGCCGGUCUCUGGACCGGACUCACACGUGUCGCUCGCAUUGGGGUACCACAAUGUGGUGCUCCCAACCGUCGUACCCACAGAGCGCUCAUUAAAAGCGGUGUUUUGGACACGGAGCAGAGAGGCCCAGCGGCAAAUGCGGAGUUAUGUCCGCAGUCCGUUGCUGUUGAGCCGUUCCUUAGUCAUUAGUGAGGAGCGUGGGCGUCGUGCUAAAGCUUGGGCACGAAUAGACGACACAGCGGCUGGUUUAAUACCAGCAGCGCCCCCAAUCAACAAUCAAACCACACCACCAUCACAAACAAACUCGACUCCUUCAAUAGCCCUUAUGGGUGUUUCCCAAGCUGGCAAAAUCAGCGAUGUCUACCGCACGCAUCUCUACCCGAGCGCCAAACUCGUCGACGCCUUUGGUGGCCCCAGACGCGGUCCUGGCGCGGGUGUGCUGCUGGUCACCGACACGUUCUUCGGGCGAUUCGGGAUCACGUGUUUCUGGGAUGGAGGGGCGUUUGAGCGCGGGGUAUUUGAGGAGUUUCUCGCAGAGGUUAUAACGGGAAUGCAAGAGUUUGUGGUGGAGGAUAAGGGUCGGCCAGUGCAGGUCAUAGACAGAUGUGGGGGAAGCAGCUUACGAGCCAAAUUAUAA
Mycena indigotica is the source of this 1650-nucleotide messenger RNA. RefSeq lists its product as uncharacterized. The transcript has 5 exons. Lineage: Eukaryota; Fungi; Basidiomycota; Agaricomycetes; Agaricales; Mycenaceae. Bases 1 to 1650 code for a protein of 549 amino acids. The record is from RefSeq and is a predicted model, not a curated record.